CAUCACUCACAUUGCGGUCGGCUUCACACCCAAAUUUCAAGCAAUUGUUUUGCUCUUUUGCAGUCUUUACUCGUGUUUCUCUUCGUAGGUAGAUGAUGCUAUUUAUGCGCCUACCAUACACGUCUUUUUCACUUUAAUUUCGAGUAUCUAUUUUGCGACGCGCCAAUUGAUUCGUCCAAAGUCCGCUGUGUUCAGAAACCGCCCUCGCCCGAUCAAUAUCCUUUAACUCAGCUACAUUCUAUAAUAGCCUUCUUCAGGCAUGGAUACCGACGAAACAGCCGAUCGCUACUUUACCUAUGAUGGUAGAUUGGCAUCAUUUCAAUUGGCACGACGACCGCCAGUUGUCAAGGGAAAAGCUUCGAAGGCACUUACAUGGCCGCACAAAGAACUGGAUCCAGCUCAAUUUGCCCAAGCCGGAUUCUACUUUGAACCUACCCCCGAGGCCCCCGAUAACACUGUUUGCUUCCUUUGCGUAAAGGCGUUUAAGGGAUGGGAGACGAACGAUAACCCAUUAGAGGAGCACAUACGACUAUCACCACACUGUGGCUGGGCUAUCGUAGCCGCCAUCGAGGCGGGCCUAGGCGAUUAUGGAUUGGAUGAUCCUAGUGAUGCGCCCAUGGUUGAAGCGCGGAAAGCUACGUUCGCGGGGCUUUGGCCUCACGAAGGAAAGAGAGGUUGGAAAUGCAAAACCAAACAGCUUGUAGAAGCCGGUUGGAAGUACACACCAACUGCAGAGUCGGACGACAUGGCAACUUGCACGUACUGUUCUCUCGCCCUUGAUGGUUGGGAACCAAAAGACAACCCAUUGGAUGAACAUUAUAAGCGAUCUCCAGACUGCCAGUUUUUCCAAUUGUUAAACCAUUAUAAGACGGGACCGACGAAGAAAAAGGGUAGAGGCAAGGGAGCCAGGGCUUCACAGUCGUCCCGACUCUCUGCACAGUCUAUUGCUACGACUGUCGCGUCUGACGCGACCUCACUACUUGAACCCUAUGCCGACCAUGAUGAUAGUGUUAUGACCACUACGUCUAUAAUGACACAAGGUGGAACAAAGCGAGGGAGGACGAAAAAGACCACAGCUACCAAGGGCAAGAGAACUCGAGCAAAGAAAGAAGAGGCGGUUGAGGUACUGGAAGAUUCGCCUGAACCGCAAAUAGAACAAGCACCUCCGUCGCCGCCGCCGAAGGCUACCCGUGGGCGCAAGCGGGCUAGUGAACUCGUUGAAGACUCAGUACUGACAACGGCAGAGCUGCCGGCCGCUAAGAAAAGAGCCACGCGCACAAGAAAAGCUAAUGUCGCGGACACAUCUGUUAUUGACCAAGCACCGGACCAUGAAAUGUCUGAUUUAGAUCCAGUUCCCAAGUCAAAGGCGAAAGGAAAGAAGGCCAGAUCAACUACCACUCGAAAAGCUAGAAAGGCUUCUACAGCAUCCACCAUAUCGAACGUUUCCCUACAUGAAGAUGCUGCUCAUAUAAUGGACGAUGAUGAACUUGAUAGACAAUUACAGGCCGAUUUUGACCGGCCACUGUCGGAUGACGAAAAUAUUGCAGCCGAUUCAGAUUCAGAUAGGAAAAAUAUUCCGUCCAAGCAGAAGACCAAGAAGGUUUCCGUCUCUAAAAAGGAUUCCAUAGGCCAAGCCGAGGCAUCCGAUGACCAUGCUAUGUUUGACCCUCAACCUCAUGUCGACGAGGUCGCAGUUGAAGACGAGCUGAAAGCGCUAGAAGCAGAGAUGGGUGUUGAGCAAGUGGAAGAACCCCCGGUUCCUAAGAAGGGCCGUAAACCAGGCCCUAAGAGAGUGUCGAAGGAAGCAAAGAAGAUUAAAGAUGACGAGCCUGUUAAGCCAGAUAUCGAAACAGCAACCGCCGAUGAAUUGGCCGAAGGUCAUGACGUGAGUGUUGUCAGCAACUCAACCAUGGCUCGAACGAGCCUAGCAUCGAAUGCCGCUCCUAGGAAGCGUGGUCGGCCUAGUAAAAAGGCCUCCAUAGUAAACCCAGACCCGAAUCCUGACGAACUUGCUGGUGCUGGGGUUGAGGCUGCAUCCGCACCUGAGCCUGUCGAGGUUGGCGAUUCCAGUGAAAAAGAAAAAGAAUCCGCGACAAGGGUCAAGGCUCUCUCACCCCCAGCCACGUCUUCUCCUCUAGUCAGCAAACCUCCCCCUCAGCCGCCAGUGGAGUUGGAUGAACCCCAGCCUCCUUCAACUCCCUUAGCUUUGACUUCCCCAGCGCCAGCUGCAAAGCAGGCGGCUUUAUCGCCUUCGCAGUCGCCUCAGGCUUCCGAUGCUGAAAACGAGCCGCCGUCUUCGAAACCUUCAAAUACUGCGAAUAGCGCUCGAAUUGUUCUUGCCCCUGUUCACGCUACUCCUGUACCUACGUCACCAUCCAAGCGAAAUAUCCUGUUUGGGUUGCGGAGCGGUACUCCCUGGACUGCCGUCGAUGUCGAUAUGAUUUUCGACGACAUAGAUAAAGAGAACACGUCGGGGUCAGCAAAGUUCCUGAGAGGCGGGGCGGAUCUCACUAGCCCGGAAAAGCGAAUGACUGUCGAGGAGUGGAUUUACCGCAAUGCCGAAGAAGCCGAGAAGAAGUUGAAGCUCGAGUGUGAGACCAUGGUUACGGCCUUUGAGAAAGAAGGAACGAGAGCUAUGCAAGCCCUUGAAGGUCUUAUUGUUGAUUAGACGAGGAAUGGUUUCUCUAAGUUCUUUAGGAUGGUCUGCUAGGGAUGGGAUAAUGGCUGGCGUGCGCGGAACUGGGUACGACAGGAUGGACUUUAUGAUGGCCGCGUUGGGCGUUGGCGGGUUGCGUUUAGAUACAUAUAGGAACUGGAUGAAGCCAAACCGGAUAUUAUUCAUCCCUGUUUUUUUUUUCUUCCUUUUAAUCAGUAAUGCUAAGAAAUGUGUGUGAAUAAAGUGAUUGAAGCCCG
This is a messenger RNA of Daldinia caldariorum, 2913 nucleotides long. RefSeq lists its product as uncharacterized. The coding region runs from base 260 to 2668 and encodes 802 amino acids. Lineage: Eukaryota; Fungi; Ascomycota; Sordariomycetes; Xylariales; Hypoxylaceae. The record is from RefSeq and is a predicted model, not a curated record. The transcript is spliced from 4 exons.